UGCUCUCUCUCUACCUGUCUGUCUCUCUCACUCUUGGAACUUUCUGUAAUUUUUUAAAUAAUAAUGCACACAGAAGCAAGCUUUCCAAAGAAAAUGGACCCCCUCCCUUUCCCAUCUAUAGGCUAAAAUGACCCAUCUUUCUCUGCUUUCUCUACUUCACUUCUCUAUCUCAUCGUCAAUGCUUGUUCUGUGUAAUUCCCCUUUUCUUACGCUUUUUCCUCUCCUUUUCUAAGAAGUAUAUCAAAAUCAGUUUUACUCAUCUCACACUGUCAAUCCCUAUCCUUUCUUUGUUUGUCCUCCCCACCCCCACCUCCUUAGCAGAAUCCCGCCUCUCUUCCUUCACUUUCUCCCUCUGUUUUUCAUUCGCUCUGUCUCGCUCUUGCUGUCUGUCUGCUUUCUCUUACUCUGUAACUCGCCCUCUUUCACUCCCACUGUCUUCCUCCGACCCUCCCUCACUCUUCAAUUGCUUUGUGCUCAGUGUUUAUAGUCAUUCACUAACUCUGCAUAGAGAAGGAGAGAGUGAGAGAGGGAGACAGAGAGAACAAGUGUAAGGACUAACUCUUGAAUACUUUAUUAAAGAUGUCCAGCUACAAGCGCGCAACGUUUGAGGAGGAGGAGGCGGCAGACAACCCAGCCGAUGGGGGCAUGUCUCCGGACAGUGUGGAGGUUGGCUUCCGGAAGGGCGGCAUCCAGCUCCUCAGUCCCCUGGGCAGGAGGACGCAGAUGGAGGUGGUGCUGGCUGGUGUGCUGCUUGCCUCUCUCCUCGCCCUGUUCGGAUGUGCCGUCACACUGGGCAUACGCUACAACAAAGACCCAGCGCGGAGCCUGUGUCUGACCGAGGCCUGUAUUACGGUGGCCAGUAAGAUCGUAGAGGCCCUGGACCGCAGCGCCGACCCCUGCCAAGACUUCUACCAGUACGCCUGCGGGGGCUGGGUCCGCAAGAACCCCCUCCCUGAUGGACGCUCUCGCUGGAGCACCUUCAACAGCAUCUGGGACCAGAACCAGGCUGUCCUUAAACACCUGCUGGAGAACGGCACGUUCAACUCCAGCAGCGACGCCGAGAAGAAGACCCAGUUCUACUACCUGUCCUGUCUCAACGAGCAGCGCAUCGAGGAGCUGGGAGCCACACCCCUCAUUGACCUCAUCGCAAAGACAGGGGGCUGGAACAUCACAGGGCCCUGGGAGAAGGACAACUUUAUGGAGGUGCUGAAGACAGUGUCGGGCCCCUACCGUGCCCAGCCCUUCUUCACCAUCGGAGUCAGCGUGGACCCCAAGAACUCCAACAGCAACGUCAUCCAGGUGGAUCAAUCGGGGCUGUUCCUCCCAUCGCGGGACUAUUACCUCAACAAGACAGCCAAUGAGAAGGUGUUGAAGGCAUAUCUGGACUACAUGGUGGAGCUGAGCCUGCUAUUGGGGGGGGAUAAGAACUCCACACAAAGCCAGAUGCAGCAGAUCCUAGACUUUGAAACGGCGCUCGCCAACAUCACCGUACCGCCGGACGAACUUCGCGAUGAGGAGAAGAUCUACCACAAGAUCACCAUCGCCGAACUGCAGCUGUUGGCUCCGGCAGUGGACUGGCUGGACUACCUGUCCUCUGCCCUGUCCCCUCUGGAACUGAACGACACAGAGCCUGUGGUGCUAUAUGCCAAAGAGUACUUGCAGCAGGUGUCUGACCUGAUCAACAAGACCGAGCGCAGCCUGCUCAACAACUACAUGAUCUGGAACCUGGUGCAGAAAGGAGCGUCCAGUCUGGACCAGCGCUUUGAGAACGCCCAGGACAAGCUGCUGGAGAGCCUGUACGGAACCAAGAAGUCCUGCACACCUCGAUGGCAGACCUGCAUUGGGAACACAGAUGACACGCUCGGCUUCGCCCUGGGAGCACUCUUUGUCAAAGCGACGUUUGAUAAACACAGCAAAGAGAUUGCAGAGGGGAUGAUCAAUGAAAUCCGUACUGCCUUCAAAGAUGCUCUUGAUCACCUCAAGUGGAUGGACAAACAAACGCGUCAGGCAGCCAAAGACAAGGCAGACGCCAUCUACGACAUGAUUGGAUUCCCUGACUUCCUCCUGGAACCAAAAGAACUGGAUGAUGUUUAUGACGGGUAUGACGUCUCGGAAGAGAACUUCUUCCAGAACGCACUCAACUUCUACAAUUUCUCCGCCAGGGUGAUGGCCGAUCAGCUCCGCAAGCCGCCCAACAGAGACCAAUGGAGUAUGACCCCUCCCACAGUCAACGCCUACUACAUGCCCACCAAGAAUGGCAUUGUCUUCCCAGCUGGAAUCCUUCAGGCACCCUUUUAUGCUCAGGAUCACCCCAAAGCACUGAACUUCGGGGGGAUCGGAGUGGUGAUGGGACACGAGCUCACUCAUGCCUUUGAUGACCAAGGCAGGGAAUACGACAAAGACGGGAACCUUCGACCGUGGUGGCAAAAUUCCUCUGUGGAAGCAUUUAAGAACCGCACGGAAUGCAUGGUGGAGCAGUACAACGGGUUUACAAUCAAUGGGGAGCAUAUAAAUGGCAAGCAGACGCUGGGAGAGAACAUUGCUGACAACGGAGGCCUAAAGGCAGCCUAUAAGGCGUACCAGGCGUGGGUGCAGGAGAACGGUGAGGAGAAGAGGCUGCCAGCGGUCAACCUGACCAAUGACCAACUAUUCUUUGUGGGAUUUGCCCAGGUGUGGUGUUCCGUGCGAACCCCGGAGAGUGCCCACGAAGGACUCAUGACGGACCCCCACAGCCCCCCAAAAUACCGCGUCAUCGGCACCCUCUCCAACUCGCCAGACUUUGCUGAGCACUUCCAAUGCCCCACUGGCUCCCCUAUGAACUCGGGUCACCGCUGCGUGGUGUGGUAGGGCCUUAGAGAACCAGUGGGGGGUGCUGUCUGUGGAAGCUGCUUGGAGAAUCAAGAAGAGGAGGAGGAAGAGAACCUCGAACUAAUCAUCUGACGUUUUUUCUCCUAGUUUUCUUUUCUUUGUACAUGAUGCUGGAUUACUAGCGGUUUGUAGGUAGAGCAGGACAGACUCAGGUGAGCGAGAGGGAGGCACGUGGAGAGAAAUGUUGUAAUCUGCUGAUGUGUGUGUAAUUCCAGUGUUAUGUUUUUUUUUCCUCUUUCUCCAACCCCCCCUCCACCGGUGAGGCACAAAGGCACGUUUUAUUUAUUAUUUGCUGGACUUGGUAGGGGGCCGGGGAGGAGGAGCCCCUAUAGACUGUCUAUCCCCUCCCCUUUCUCUAUGCUACUGUGUUGUCGCUGUACUCGCUGUGUGUCCUGUUUACAAUUUAAACCAGAGCCCUCUAUCGACUGAGGGCUCUCACUGAAACCACUGUAACAUCACAGGAUGCGUUCAGCUGCCUUUGUGACAUCGCAGGAAGCGCAGGAACUUGGCUGUGGCAUCACAGGAUGGGCUCAGCUGCCUCUAUGACCUCACAGGAAGUGCAGAAACUUCACUGUGAUUGAACAUUUGUAUAUGGCUAUAUCUCAAAUGUCAUCCCUAUUCCCUAUAUUACUUACUUGCCUUGAGGCACAUAAGCACCACUGCCUCCGGCCUGCAUUCCUUAUAUAGUAUACACACAGUCCAAUGUGGCUGAUGGAGCCAUAUAGACUCAGCUCUCCCUCUAUCUCUGUUGCUUCAUAGGAAGUGCACUGGCAUCUGUGGGUCCUCACAGACACCACUCGGCUCCCUCUGUGACAUCACAAUGAAUCCGCAGAAUGUGCUUCACUGUGACCUCAUAGCAGGGGUGAGGAUCUUAAUAUUCAAAAUAUACAAAAUCAAAAUCAUCAUAUACAAAAUCAAUGGACAGGUGAAAGCAAUAUUGAAGCCUACUGAUAGGCCUUGCCACCAUAUUGCGUAUAGCUAUCCCAUUUCUUAAAGAUUGGUGGAGAGCAGUUUGAGUACAUAGAAAGGAUACAUAGGAAAGCCACUUAACAAUGUUGAUCCAACCAGGAGUAGGGUGACGUUGCCCCUAGAUGCUGAUCUUGGUUCAAUGGAGCAUUUUCCCCAAUAAUGGUUAAGAUUAGGAAGGGGGGGGGGGGGG
Messenger RNA from Salvelinus fontinalis (brook trout), 4027 nucleotides. RefSeq names its product endothelin-converting enzyme 2-like. Gene Ontology annotation, molecular function: metalloendopeptidase activity. Lineage: Eukaryota; Metazoa; Chordata; Actinopteri; Salmoniformes; Salmonidae. The transcript has 19 exons. Gene Ontology annotation, cellular component: plasma membrane. Bases 580 to 2847 code for a protein of 755 amino acids. The record is from RefSeq and is a predicted model, not a curated record. Gene Ontology annotation, biological process: protein processing.